AUGCAAACGGCGUUUUUGUUACACGACAUCGAAGUACAAGCUCAGUUAGUGGACGUGUCCAGAUUUUCCAAGUGGAACGUGCUCGUCAGAACGCUGGCAUGUGUGAAGAGGUUUAUCGACAAUCUACGGGCAAAGAGGCUAGGAAAGGCUAUCGAAACAGUUCCAGCAUCAACGAACGUCAAAGCGUUGGUCAUGACGAAGUUGCUGACGAUCGUGAAACCAUUGACCCGUGAGGAGUAUCAAGUGGCAGAGAGAGCGCUGUUGAAGCUUGCUCAGGUUGAAGCGUUCCCGGACGAGGUUAGAGUUUUGCUGAAGAGUCGUCGCACAGAGGGAUCAACUGGAGUCAAACUCGAGAAGAGCAGUCCUCUCUUCAAAGUUUCGCCGAUGUUAGAUGAGUUCGAUGUGAUUAGAAUGGAAGGAAGAUUAUCAACAGCUGAGUUUCUUCCGUUCGAACUGCGUUUCCCGAUAGUGCUACCGAAGGGCCACCAUAUCACGCGGAAACUUCUGGAACACUACCAUCAAAAGUUCGGCCACGCAGGACGAGAGACGGUCACUAACGAAGUGCGCCAGAGGUUCUAUAUACCACAUCUUCGAGCCGAAGUCAGGAAGGUGAUGGAUAGUUGUAUGUGGUGCAAAACUAGAAAAUGCAAACCGGAAGCACCAAGGAUGGCACCGUUACCUGUGCAACGCGUAACUCCCAAUCGUCGUCCGUUCAGCUUUACUGGGGUGGACUUCUUCGGUCCUUUGCAGGUUACCGUUGGUCGGCGUGUAGAGAAGCGAUGGGUGGCACUGUUUACCUGCCUUGUCACUAGAGCAAUCCACCUAGAAGUAGCCCAUAGUUUGUCAAGCCAGGCAUGCUUGAUGGCGAUCCGGCGUUUUGCGUGUCGAAGAGGAAUGCCAACGGAGUUUUUCUCAGACAAUGGGACGAACUUCGUAGCGGCGAGUAAGGAGGUGAUGAAGAACAUCGGUAUGAACUGUAGCGAAGUAUUCACGGAUGCGAGGACGAGGUGGAACUUCAACCCACCAGCAGCCCCCCAUAUGGGCGGGGCUUGGGAAUGA
Molecule: messenger RNA, 1059 nt
Organism: Sabethes cyaneus
Lineage: Eukaryota; Metazoa; Arthropoda; Insecta; Diptera; Culicidae
Exons: 1
Coding region: 1-1059 (352 amino acids)
Molecular function (GO): nucleic acid binding
Source: RefSeq, a predicted model, not a curated record